GCGCCGUCCGCUCUCUUCCCAUUCGGCGGCCGUCGCGGGUGACUUGCAGCCUGCCACGGGGCUCGGGUCGGCGAGUUCUGGCCUCUCGACCCGGGGCCGAGCGGGAAAACGAAAGCGCCUGGUUCGGCUAAAGGCGGCGAGGAGCGCGCGCUCGCUGGCCCGGGGCGCGCCCGCCCGAGCACCGCCCGCGCCCGCCCCCGGGCUCCUAUAAGUUUCGAUUCUCCCCGGAGCAGAGUCCCGCGUCUGGGCGGGAGAGCGCAGCGCGCCAUGGCGGACCCGGAGGUGUGCUGCUUCAUCACCAAAAUCCUGUGCGCCCACGGGGGCCGCAUGGCCCUGGACGCGCUGCUCGAAGAGAUAAGGCUCCCGGAGGGGCAGCUCCGCGAGGUGCUGGAGGAGGCUGGGCCCGACCGCUUCGUGCUGUUGGAGACAGGCGGCAGGGAAGGGAUCACCCGGUCCGUGGUGGCCACCACGCGAGCCCGGGUCUGCCGUCGUAAGUUCUGCCAGAGACCCUGCGAAGACCUGCACCUCUGCAAGCUCAACCUGCUGGGUCGGUGCAACUAUUCACAGUCGGAUCGGAAUUUGUGCAAAUAUUCUCACAAUGUUCUCUCAGAAGAGAACUUCAAGGUCUUGAAAAACCAUGAGCUCUCUGGACUGAACAAAGAGGAAUUAGCUGUGCUCCUCCUCCAAAGUGACCCAUUUUUUAUGCCUGAGAUAUGCAAAAAUUACAAGGGAGAGGGUCGAAAAGUGAUUUGCGACAAGUAUCCACAGUGUGAAAGGCUCCACGUCUGCGAGCACUUUACCCGAGGGAACUGUGGCUACACCAACUGCCUCAGGUCCCAUAACCUGAUGGACAGAAGGGUGCUGGCCAUCAUGAGGGAGCACGGGCUCAGCUCCAGCGUGGUCCAGAACAUCCAGGACAUCUGCAACAGCAAACACAGCCCAAAGAAACACGCCGGGCACAGAGGUCCUCCGGCCUACCGCAGAGACCCGGCCUCCCGGGGGAGAAGCAAGAGCAGAGACCGGUCCUUUCAUGGCAGCAUGGAAUUUCUUCCAUCGGCUUCAGCCUCUACUCAGAAGUCCUGCACGGCUGCUGCAGAUCAGAUCGGCCACAGGCUUCCCCAGGAGGACGUGUCUGUAGAGGACCUGGCCCACAAGUUCGUGCAUCUGGGAAGUCAGGAUGGCCCUCAGCCUUCCCCUGUCCCGCCUCAGACGGAUCAUGUCAGAGGAAGAGGUCAAGUGGGAGGAAGCCAGCGGUUUUCGGAAAAUGGCCGCCCAAAGGAUCUGUUUUAUGGGAAUCAAGGUAGCGUUUACCUCCCUUCCGAUUCAAAGCCUGCUUCCAGCCGGAAGGGCCCUGCAUCGUGGCUGAAUGGCAAAGGCACCGGGAGAGAGAGUUUGUUUUCCCAGAGCCAGGCUGCCCCUGGCUCUCCUCCCGAUCCCACGAAGGCCAGGAAGAACACAGGCCUGCUCUCCUCUGACAGUGUGAGCGCCGAGGGCAGAAGCGGGAAGCAGAAUGUCCAGUAUGGCCCGCUUUUUAGUAAUAAUGUUGAUGGAACUGCCGCAGAUACAACUUCCACAAGAUCUUUCAGUUACAAAACUGCAACCAGUGGACAGAGGGAAAAAUCGCUACCUAGGAAUCGGGACGCCGGAACCACUCAUGGUAAUGUCCAGACCACUGGCAAAGUUGCAGGUGGUGACGACCCUGCCGUGGCAUCUGUGAAUGGUCAAUGCAAAGAGAAGACAGUGUGGGCUAAUCACUCUGUCCACGGCACACCAAAUGACUCCAGUCAAGUUGUGGACGAAACCUCCAGAGUCAGUAAAACCGGGGCCACUGGUUUUGACUUCACAUUGCCAUUCAGAGGGGAUAAAAAUGCGCCGUGCUUUGGAAGUCAGAAUCUGGAAGGCCAGGUCAUGCCGACACCUUGGGAGACCACUGUCCCCACACCACAAGUCCGUACUCCGUCCAAGGUGCCAUCCUCUACAUCCUCCUCAAGUGACAGAAGCGCAGCGUAUGCAAGUCAUGGUCAGAACUCUGCCCCCGUCUUGGUUAGCCCUGCCAGUGACCUUGCGAGGACCCCGAGGUGUGCUCCAUAUUUUGCAUCGGACGUUGAGAGCACCAGCUCUUCCAGGAUGGCUGAUUGUGGCUCAAAGGAAAUUUGUCUUGACCAUCUGUGUAGGGGCUGUCAAGUUGAAAGCUGCAACAAAGUUCACUUCCACCUGCCCUACCAGUGGCAGAUGUGGCUUGCAAACACCUGGAUCGACCUCCAGCCCAUGGAGAAUAUUGAGAAGGCCUAUUGUGACCCCCAAAUCCACACCUUUUCUAUUGGAGAUAAAAACAUCGAUUUCCAGAAAAUGACUUGUAAUUUUAAUCCUAUCCGACGCAUAUCCACGCCUUCGUCUGUCAUAGCGCUGACGAAUUUUGUCUUCGCCACGAAAUGGAUUUGGUACUGGAAGAGUGAAUCGGACAAAUGGAUUGAAUAUGGAGAAGAGGCUGACAGUCAGCAGGCUUCUAGCAUCGACUCUUCCUACCUGGAGUCCUUCUUUCUGUGCCAUCCCAGGGGUGUUGUGGCAUUUCACGCGGGCUCCCGGAACUACGAGCUGAGUUUCGCGGGCAUGAUUCAGACAAACGUAGCUUCCAAGACCCAAAAACGUGUGGUCAGAAGGCCAAAAUUUAUGUCGUACAAGGACGUGGAGCAGAUUAAAAGUGGGUUCAAGUAUCAGCUGGCACCGACCCCGUCAGACUCUUUACCCUCGGCACUGCUUCCUCAGUGGGACUUUGGCUCUGGUGGCUAUGAGCUGUUAGAGAUCGAUAGUCGGUGUCCGGAAUAUGCCAUGAUAGGUGACUAUUUUAAAGCUUCCAUGAAAAAUUUCAAGAUCGAAAAGAUAAAGAAGAUCAAGAACACAAAGCUCUUGAGUACUUUUGAAAGGAAAAAAAUGAAGAUGAACAACAGAAUGGAAAAAAUCCUGUUUUAUGCGAUAAACCGCAUCCAUCUGGAGUCUGUCUGUAAGAAUAAUUUUGACUGGAUCUUACAUGGAACUGGUGAAGCCAAAUAUGGAAAAGGCAUUUACUUCACUAAAGAUGCCAUCCAUGCCCAUAAAAAUUGCCAGUGUGAUACCAGAAACAUCGUUAUGUUUGUAGCUCGAGUCCUGGUUGGAGAUUUUACUCAAGGAGAGAUGGGAAGCGUUAGCCCUCCCCCACCGCCGUAUGACAGCUAUGUGGAUAUAAGGUUGAAUCCCUCCGUUUUUGUUAUCUUCGAGAAAGAUCAGAUUUACCCAGAAUAUGUGAUUGAAUAUACUGAACUAGACAAAGCCUGCGUGAUUAGUUAGGAAUGAUGAAUACAGUGUCAUAAAGAAGGGCAUCACCCUUCUGUUCGCUUACAGAGCCAGAUUGCCCCAGAUCGUAACAUUUUUACAUUUCUCAUCUAGUUAUCAAACGCCUUAGAUCAGUGGUUCCCAAACUUUGCUCCACAUUUGAAUUGUCUGGGAAGCUUUUUAACAAGUCCAGUGUUCAGAUCGUACCCCAUGCCAACUUAAUCACUGUUUCUGGUGUGAGAGCUUGGGCAGAGGUAUUCUUUAAAAUCCCAAGGAUUCGAAUGUGUCCUAGAGUUUGGGAACCACUGUCUUAAGGUAUAACUGGGAACGACGGAUUUCUAAAACGUCUGUAGCAAGUUUCUCUCCCAGCUCCUCUUCGUUUACUGUAGGACAUGGUUUGGUUUUGGUUAUGUUGAAAGAAAAGUAAUUUGGGCAAUUUGAGAGAAAUCUAAAAAUGCCUGUGGAAGUAAGGACAUAAGACCGUACUGCCUUGGAUAGAAGAUUAUGGAAAGUUGUGGGGGGAAUUUUUAGGAAAGUCCAGGGGUGGGGGGUGGGGGGGAGAAAAGGUAAUUUAAAUACCAUCACGGAUGUAACUGUACUAUACCUUUGUGGUAAAACCGAAUUGGGGCACACAUUUCUUUAUCUCUACGUUCAUUUAGGGGCUCCAUUCACGUUGGUUCUCUGGAAUGCAAUGAAAAGAGCCGCAAAGUGGGGCUCAGAGAGAAGCAGCCAGCUGGAGUUAAUUGCCCAUUUGGGUUCUUUAUAUAAUUGUAGCAGAGUAGACAUUUAUAUUCUAGUAUAUGAUUAUAGAGAAUGUUUUCAGGUUGCACUUUGAUGAAAUGUCUGUGUUGUGGGGGGUCUGAGUUGCAGUAACCAGACUCACAGAAGCAUGACUAAUAAACCUGAGUGUUCUUGUAGUCGUUCGCUGUAGUGAGUGAGGCUCACCGUGGAAUUAGGAGCCAGGCCAUCCCUACUGAAGGAUGGGCCCCUUAAGGAGACAAGAUUUGUUUCUGGGUGAGCACGGAAUCCGAACAAAGAGAACAAUGCCUCAAACAGGUCUUACACCUGUAAGGGGCUUCUUUUUUACUAAAUAUCACGGAUUGUAUGGAAUUGAAGUACAAUCAGUUUUUAAAGCAGUUGAGGUUCCUGGACCAAGAUUUCUUUCCUUCUUAGGAAACAGAUUUUUCCUUUCAGUUUUUCUUUUCCACAUUCUGUACCAUUCACCAAAAUUUCCUGUUCAUCUCCUGCCAGCAGACAUGUUAUAAAAGUUAAUUAGCAUUAGAGGUAAUUUUAUAUUAGUCAGAUAGUAGAUCGGUACAAUCUGUACUGUAGGUUGUACAAUCAGAACAGUCUACAAUGUGGUAGAUCCACAACCCCUUGGUAUAA
Messenger RNA from Lontra canadensis (Northern American river otter), 4695 nucleotides. RefSeq names its product zinc finger CCCH-type containing, antiviral 1 (gene ZC3HAV1). The coding region runs from base 268 to 3324 and encodes 1018 amino acids. NCBI's taxonomy places the organism in Eukaryota, Metazoa, Chordata, Mammalia, Carnivora, Mustelidae. Gene Ontology annotation, molecular function: NAD+ poly-ADP-ribosyltransferase activity. The transcript is spliced from 13 exons. The record is from RefSeq and is a predicted model, not a curated record.